Molecule: messenger RNA, 2082 nt
Organism: Fonsecaea multimorphosa CBS 102226
Lineage: Eukaryota; Fungi; Ascomycota; Eurotiomycetes; Chaetothyriales; Herpotrichiellaceae
Exons: 6
Coding region: 1-2082 (693 amino acids)
Biological process (GO): proton transmembrane transport; vacuolar acidification; sodium ion transport
Cellular component (GO): fungal-type vacuole membrane; late endosome; early endosome
Molecular function (GO): sodium:proton antiporter activity
Source: RefSeq, a predicted model, not a curated record
AUGGCGUCGACUCUGGUGGGCGCGACGCUGAAUCUUCUCCGUCGCCAGGUGGAAGACGUCGAUCCAGACGACCCUCCCGAAGCUGGCCAGAAAGAGAUCUUUUCGUCAUGGGCACUCUUCAUUCUGAUCAUGCUGCUUAUUGCGGCCCUGUUUACGAGCUACAUUUUGCAGCAGAAGAGAAUACAGGCCGUCCAUGAAACCGUCAUAUCUAUAUUUGCUGGCAUGGUCGUCGGACUGGUCAUACGCAUCACUCCUGGCACCGCAAUCCAAGACACCGUCAGUUUCGAUUACCAGUUCUUCUUCAAUCUCCUUCUCCCGCCCAUCAUUCUAGCCUCCGGGUACGAAUUACAUCAGGCAAACUUCUUCCGCAAUAUUGGCACGAUCCUGACCUUUGCAUUCGCCGGGACCUUCAUCUCCGCCGUGUCCUUGGGCCUGAUCCUUUGGCUAUGGACACGAAUUCCCUUCGAUGGCCUAACCAUCACCUGGGUCGAAGCCAUUUCCGUCGGCGCAACCCUCUCUGCGACCGAUCCCGUCACGAUCCUCGCUAUCUUCAACAUAUACAAGGUCGAACCCAAACUGUAUACGGUCAUCUUUGGCGAAUCCAUUCUCAAUGAUGCCAUUGCCAUUGUCCUGUUUGAGACUGCUCAGCGAUACAGGGAAGGAGCUGCUGGGAAUCUCAAUAUCAUCAGCCUGUUCGAGGCUAUUGGAAUCUUCUUACUCGUCUUCUUCACCAGUUUGGUGAUUGGCGUGGUGGUGGGCAUCGGGACUGCCCUCGCCCUAAAGUAUACGCUUGUCCGCCGGUUUCCAAAGAUUGAAAGCUGUCUGAUCGUUUUGAUUGCAUAUGCAAGCUACUUUUUCUCCAAUGGCGUUCACAUGUCUGGCAUUGUGUCGCUGUUAUUCUGCGGCAUUACCCUCAAACAUUACGCAUACUACAACAUGUCCCGGAGGACUCAACUUACCACGAAAUUCGUCUUUCAAAUCACCGCCCAGCUCUCAGAGAACUUCAUCUUCAUCUAUCUUGGUCUCACACUAUUCACCGAGACAGAUCUAGUUUUCAAACCGCUGUUUAUUCUCGUUACAGUGGUCGGCAUCUGUGGCGCGCGUUGGCUGGCCGUAUUCCCACUUUCCAAGGCAAUCAACUAUAUCAUUCGACUUCGGGCCAAACGCCGUGGUCGCGAUGUGGCAGAGGAACUUCCGUGGCACUACCAAGUCAUGUUGUUCUGGGCCGGCCUACGGGGUGCCGUCGGUGUGGCCUUGGCCGCUGGACUACAAGGAAAUGAAGGUCCUGCACUCCGUGCCACUGUCCUUGUCGUGGUGGUGUUGACGGUCAUUAUUUUCGGCGGGACAACGGCACGUAUGCUGGAGAUUCUAGGCAUCCGCACGGGGGUGGUCGAGGAGAUCGACUCGGACGAUGAAUUCGACAUUGAGACCGCCAAUGGUGGCACAUACUACAAGCGAUCUGGUACUGGCUUUGGCCACAACCCGCGACCCUCGGCGAUUGGCCUUGAUUAUGUGGGCAACAAUCGCGAUGGCAAAGCAAAUGGCUCAGCUUCACACGCUCGAAACGACAGAGGCUACAGCAGUGGUAAUGGUCGAUCUCCUCCACUGCACCCCGGAGCUCAGCGCAAAAACUCGAGCAUCUCUCAGCGUGACCGCGAAAUUGCCGCUCAGCAAGGAAAAUUGCUGUCUGGCAUCGGUAACACCAGCGGCUCAACGUCCGACGACGACGAAGAUGCCGCAGAGCUCGACCUCCCUCCUGCUGCACCGCGGAGAAAACAGUCUCCCUUGUCGCUCCCACCUGGAGCUCAUGAUACGCGCGUCCGCUCCGCUCCUGAUAUUAUUCUGAAUAACGGAGACAGUGAUCCUUUGGGGGAAGACCAGGGAGACGUGGGCACAGCGGCUACCCAACCAGAAAGAGCGUCGACGCCGCUGGCGGGAGCGAGUAGUUCGAUAAGGAAUCUAUUGAGGGGGGCAGCGGCGGAUCACACUGCUUGGUUCCGCCAGUUGGAUGAGGACUUUAUCAAGCCGCACCUGUUACUGGAUCAGCACCAGGGGCAGGGCAAGGGGCCCCCUCCUUCAUGA